This is a messenger RNA of Porites evermanni, 8964 nucleotides long. The record is from the annotation of a GenBank genome assembly. Lineage: Eukaryota; Metazoa; Cnidaria; Anthozoa; Scleractinia; Poritidae.
AUGGCAACCUCAGGCUCUUCAGGAACAGUGGGCCAACUCGUCAAACCAGAGUACAGAAACUGGCUCGCUCUUGGACAUGCUCUGAUAACCGAACUUUGUCUUGGUUUACGUCCAUUUAUUAACCGGGAGAUGGCGACUUUCUAUCAGAAUUUGAAAGCAAGGCUUGCAGUGUAUGGGCCCUGUAGGUGCGUAUAUGUCUCAAGACGACGCCCAAAUCAGUACCAUGACAUGGGCACGUGUGCUUGGGCUAAUAUUCUUGAGCGUCACCAUCAUAAAAACAGACCAACCUGGAAGCAAAGUGAUGCUACAAAAUGGCUGGAUCCCCUUCUUGGACCCUGGGAAAUAGCCAAGCUCUUCUUGCCUGAUUUGGGAGGAAAUGUGGUGAUAAAGAAAGCAGAGGACAUGGACAUUACCGGUUUACUAAACCUGAUGUAUUUCUGCAAUCACUUCACCAUUUCUCAGCACUUGAUUAAGGAGGUACGUGAAAUCAGGAACAACAAGUGGGCACAUGUUUCUUCACAAGAAUUGACUGAUGCAGACAAGAAAAUUGCAUUUGAUGCUAUUGAAAAUCUGCUUAGUGAUCCUCGGUUAGCUCACGACCCUGACAUUCAGAAAGCUCUCAAGGAAAUUCGCAACCUUAAAGGAGUUUCAGACCUGCACAGUAUGGAGGCCCAGGUUUUAGCUGAUUUGAACGAAGUGAUUCGAAAGGAUCUUUCAAACAUAAACACAGAAUUGGCGAACUUGGCAGAAGAGUCUGAAAGGAACAAAGAAGAGCAAAGUAGGCUACGAAAACAACAGAAGAUGCUAAAGAAAGCUUUGGUAGACCCGACCUACUGGAAACGUAGUUUCUUAAAUACUUCGUUUAAUUUUUUUUGGUAUAUUUUGGGGAAACUAUCAGGAAGCGUUAAAGGUAUCCGAAGAAAAAACGUGGUUGCAUGGCUAAUGUUGUUGCUGCUUUUCCACUGUAAUGUUACUUUGGAUGACUCAUACAAUAGAGAAGGUAAGUUUAUGGUCAAUUUAAGCAAUAGACAACACUUUGUACGGGUUUACCGGCGUGAUAACCCACCUGGAACGUUGAAAGAACACGACAAAAGCUUGUAAAUCACGAGCAGAAGGCGAGUGAUUUUACAAGCUGUUCGAGUGUUCUCCCAACAUCCCAAGUGGGUUAUCACGCCGGUAAACCCAUAGAAAGUGUUGUUUAUUGCUUUUAUAAAGUAACUCUAACAGUUUUCUAUGAGUUUACCGUCACAAUAAACCAUAGGUUUUUAACCAAUCAGAACACGCCUACUAUCUUAGUUAUUUUAUAAAGAUCAGUAGGGCUAAGACGUCAAUUUCUAUGAUAAACGGUACGUUUUUCUGUGAAUGCGGACAGACUGGAUGGUACUUCUUUUGGAUAGGUUAUAAAAAGAAAAAAAAAACAAAGGUUAUUGUUAACGUGGUCAUUUCUCACGGGAAUGUCCGAGAGACGUAACAUUUUUAGAAUUAUUAACAUAAUUAUUAAAGGUGAGGUUAAAAAAUGCUAUAUAUCUUUAAAAUUCCAUUUGAUUAGUGCUUCAUGUAAACCUCAUGUCUGCAUUAUCUUUAGUUCCUUGUACGAUUUGCCAGUGGAGUGCAUCAGCUUCUCAAAAACUUGCAACUUUUCCUAAGCACUGAUCUGCACGCAAACGAAGUUGUACAACGUUAGUUAAAUAUGGUAAUAAUUUAGGACCUGCGACUUUGUGUUCAGAGUUGCUAACCAUUGACAAUAGAAGUAAGUUGUAGGGAUUUUUUAUUACAGAAAAGCUAGAACGGUUCUAGCGCAAGCUUUCUAGACUAAUUCUGCUUCGGCUAAGCUCAGCCUGCGCAUUAUAGAUUACUGUGGUAUUUUUCAGUGAAAAUCCUGGCUAUUGGACGUGCAGCUCAUGUAAUAAACUAAAAAAACUAAAGAAAAUGUAACUGUCAGGCUUACUCGUGACACUACUCAAAUUGCAAUGUAGAGAAUAUUAUGUUAUUUUCCGCAAUGGCCUAUUAUUUUAUAGUUCAUAGGACACUGGAAAAACCAAAUGUGCAGUUUAUGCGGGAUUCUCUCCCAGCGUAAAAGCCAUAACUAGCUAAAACUGAUAGCAUUGAACGAUUCAAGGCUUGUACCCAUCGUCAGGUCAAUUACAAUAAAGCCUUUCGUCAAAACAAGGGAGCUGGAUCGCAGUUUGCGGUGCAGUGAAAUACGAGAAGAGUAUCAAGUUUUUGUAAGUCGAUAAUAGCUGCAAGCGGGGGCACUUUAUGAAAUAUUGCUUCUGUAUUAGUUCUUCCAAACGCCCAUCCUCGGAGACCCAGGGGCAGUCAGUCGGGCCGGGAGAAAAGGCGCGACAAAAGUCUUCAAGCACAGGCGGAAAAGCCCCUGGGUACCGACUCUCACCGGAUCAUUUCCGAACGGUCAAGCGAAUGCUGGCUCCUGAUUGGGCACAAAAAAUGCUCUGUAUUAUUAUGCCCAAUCGGCGAACAGCAUCUCUUGAGUUCUUUUCGUGAGUUCGUACACGACGGCUAUUGACUCGAUCACGGCUUGUCUGGCUCAUGCACCAAAGAAACGCACGCAAUCAGGACAGUUUGAUAUAAACGCUACAUUUCAAAAUACUGGUAGUCUUUACACUAGAGCCUAAAUAAGCUAAGAAAUAUUUCAAGACAACUAAAUUUUAAAUUCUUCAAGUAAAAGAAAGCUUCACACACAACCUAUCUUUUUCACUUCAGGUUUUCCCCCGCAACAUAAUUAAGAUUGAUUGACAUGCUUCGCCUUUCUCAAAGCUUGGAAACCGCAAGUUCGCUAAGUCGAUUUUAAUGACACGCAAAGUAAAGUUACUUGAGAUUUUGCUUAGGCUUUCACACACACAUUUUUGGUUAAGUAAAACUUAGCAGCUCUUAAGUAUUACUUACCAGCCUAGUGUAAAGACAACCACUGUCUACACGAAAACUAAAGACGCUUUUCCAAAAAUACAAGCUUGAGCUUACAACUGACAGGUAUUCACGCUUGCAUCGAUCACGCCUUCGUAAAUCUUAGGGAGUUUUGUAUGUCACGACAGCUGACAACCACGAAAACGUCGCAUGAAGAAUGAACUCACAUUUUUUUCAGUCUUUAUCGUGAUUAUUCCAGCUUACUUUGUCAAAUGCAAGCGAACUCUUCUGGAGCUGAAUUUCUAUCAACCAUAUCCAAGUUUUCCCUGCUAGCAGAGGUCUCUCACGACGAGGCAAAAAUAAGAGAAAGGGGAGAGGUCUCUCUCCUUUCUCUUAUUCUUGCCUCGUCGUGAGAGACCUCUGCUAGCAGGGAAAUCCAAGUUCAUAAAGAGAAAGAAAAUUUUGUCAUUGCUUGUUUACGUCCUUCACUGAAACGUGAAAUUAGGCAUUUCAACGUGUUAGUCGUGCAGUGACGGCAAAGAAAUAUACAAAAAAGCGUGAUGCACAUGCAAAGUUGUUGUUUUGCCUUGUCAAGCUAUUGCUUUUUUUACUUUCUCGUCGCCGCUUCAUCUUAAACUUCCUAUUAUUUACGAUACAUUGUGAUCCGUCAGAAACAGAAUUUUCUCAGUGCAAAUUAAAUUGCUCCUGCUGAUAGCAUCCGAAACGUUUUUCGACUCAUCGGUAGUUCCUUCGUUUCUGGUUAGCAAAGCUUGCUGAACGAACCGGGCAACUGUGGCGAGAUAAUAGCCGUUGUGUACGAACUCACGAAAACAACUCAGGAUAUGCUGUUUUCCAAUUGGGCACAAUAAUACAAAGCAUUUUUUGUGCCCAAUCAGGAACCAGCAUUCUCUUGACCGUUUGGAAAUGGUCCGGUGAGAGUCGGUUCCCAAGGGCUCUUCCGCCCAUGCUUGAAAACUUUCGUCGCGCGUUUUAACCCGGCCCGACUGACUGCCCCUGGGUCUCCGAGGAUGCCAAACGCCAUGCCGUUCUUAAAUUUCGUCAAGCAAUAUAGGAAAAAAUUAACAGUAAAAAACUUACGUUCACCUGUUUUGUACAGUCUGUUCGAUCCAGGUCUAUGGUGAUCCAUGGGAGUUAAAGUACUUUGACUUCAGUGACUUCAUCAUCUCAUCCAGUAAGGAAUUUAUCGGACGUCGGUGGCUCUACAACGAAUUGGAAGGUAUUUUAGAAAACAGCCGCAAUCGUGGUGCGUUGAUAAUUGGAGAUCCAGGCGCAGGAAAAUCUGCUUUUCUAAGUAACUUGCUCUGUUCCACAACAUCCAGCCCACCUGUUCACUACAGAAUUCUUGGACAUCAUUUCUGUAUGCAUUACAACAAAGCAACACAGGAUGGUGCAAAAUUUGUCCAAAAUCUAGCAAAUAUGAUCGCUUGGAAGCUUAGUGGCUACCACGAAUAUCUCUUGAGAAACUCGUUUGUCCGCAGAGUGCUGCAGAGAGAUUGUUCCCAAGAUCCUGAGUGGUGUUUUGAACUGGGAGUUCUUACGCCCUUGAAAAACCUCCACCCACAACCAAACAACCCUUGGUAUAUUAUAAUCGAUGCUUUGGAUGAGUGCGCCAGUGACAAGGCAGAGAUUGUAAACAUUCUGAAAUCUAAAUCCCAUCGACUUCCGAAGUGGAUGAAACUUAUAGUCAGUUCACGUAAUUUAAGCACCAUUAUUUCAGGUCUAGGAGGAUUCCAAAGCGUGGAGUUACGAUCAGACGAUGAUAGAAAUCGUGAAGACAUUGACACAUAUUUGUCCUUAAAAAUGUUUUCAUUGAGCCAAAGCAUGGUACAAAAAAUUAAAACAUCUCUUGCAAUCUUAGACAACGACAAUCCAAGUCAAAAGAUGGUUUCGACCUUAGCUGAAAAAGGUCAAGGAAACUUUUUGUAUGUCAAGGUUGUCUUGGACCUUUGGCUAACUUCUACAGAGAAUGACAAGUGGGAGACAUUUCCUAAGACACUAGAAAGUUCAUACCAAUUGUAUUUUGAGAGGAAAUAUAGUGCUCCGGAAUCCUUUCAAUCCCUCCGCCAAAUAUUCGAAGUUUUGGUUUCGGCCUAUACGCCUCUUACAGUUCAAGAAAUGUACUCGUUGUUUCAACUUGACCAACCUAGUCUUGACCUGGAAUACGAAUUUCUGCCAAAACUUGACGAGGUCUCUCUGUUCUUGUGGCAUGGAUCGGAGGACGGUCUCAUCAGAAUUCAUCAUUCUUCUCUAUCUGAAUGGCUGACUAGCGAGCUCAACAAAGGGAAGUUUUAUUACGUUAAGAAGAAAAAUGGGCAUAACCGACUUGCUCGCUACUAUCUUUUGAAAGCAGAGGAAAAUAAUUCACCACUAAAACCCCGUGAAGCACUCUAUCUUACAAGUCACAUAGUCGAAGGUGGUUUGAACAAGUCUCUUGAACAAAAAUUUCUUUCACUUCCUUCGGGACGCAUAAACACCACAGAUCCUUUAACUCAAACAACCGCACUUCACCAUAGUUCAGACUGGCUCAAUACCGAUGUAACUAAGCUGUUGAUGCAGCACUUUUCAGAUGUUGACUGUCCGGAUAAUAAAUUGCGUACGCCCUGUUUUAUAGCAGCAACGUCAGGACAUGUACAUAUUGUCAAGGCUCUCUUCGAAAGAGGGGCCGACCUUGACCAUACCACUAGCUGCUCGGACAUCGGUAUUGCGUCUUAUUCUCUAGAUCCCGUAAGUGAAUGCAAAAGGACAAAGUGUGGUUAUUCGUUACUGCAUUCAGCGGCUCAAGAGGGCAGAGUGAGUGUUGUCCAAUUUCUUGUCCAACACAACGUGAGCUUGUCGAAGACGACAGGAGCCAACAAUACUGCCAUACAGUUAGCUGCAGCUUAUGGGCAUCUUAAGACCGUUGAGACCCUCAAAGAGGCUGGUGGUGUUUUGGAUGGCACCUGCUUACAUCAUGCCGCAGUUGGCGGUCAUAAAGAAAUUGUCCAGUAUCUGUUGCAAGAAGGAGUAAGAGAUUCUUGCAUCUCAAGCACUCCUCCUUUUAUACCCUCAGUCCAAAAGGACAAAAAAUUCAUAAGCUCAGAAUGUUAUGUGUAUGAUAAUCUUCAUAUCUAUUUGCGUGAAACUGCGCUUCAUGCGGCAGUCAAGAAAGGACAUCUUUCCGUUAUUGGAUUACUGCUAAAUAACCUAGAUCAAAGUGCCAUAAACUGCACAAAUUCUGCAGGCAGACUCCCACAACACGAGGCUGUACACUUACGUAAAUAUAACGCACUGGAGGUCCUGUUAGCAUUUGGGGCAACUCCUAAUGUUGGAUGUGAUACUGUAAUAUCACCACCAUUGCCAUUUAUCUUGGGGGAAAACCGUUGUCACUGUGGAUUUACUCCUCUACACAUCGCUGCCAUGUAUGGACAUCAAAGUAUUGCGCAACUGCUGAUAGAGAACAAAGCAGACGUCAAUGCAGGUGACUGCAAUGGAUCGACUCCUCUUCAUGUCGCCACCUGCCAAGACAUGUCAGCAUUUGUCGUCCUGCUCGUUAAGAACGGAGCAGAUAUUAAUUCAAGAAGCCUGAAUGGUUCUACACCACUUCACAUUGCAGCAGCUUGCUUUGGAAAGAGCGUUUUCUACCCUUUGUUUGAUAUGGGUUGUGAUCACUUAUUAAUUGACAACGAGGGGAUGACAGCGUUACACUACAUUGUAAAAGAUGUUAAUAUAACCAUCACUGACUACUUGACAGAUUUGUACGUUAGAAAUCCGAAGGACUGGAUAGAAAACCCAAGGCGAAAUUCUCAUGAUGAGACAAUGGACAAAUUGGACCGAACAUAUCCCUGGUUAAACACCUUAGCAGAGGUCAUCAGAAGUUUCACGGCAGCCGAAAGAGGGGGAUUAUCUAUCUUUUUGGAGAUGGAAGAUAAGAAAAACCAAACAGUUUUCAGCAUAUUAGAAGAAAAAACCAACGCUUCGUCUCUUCUAAUAGGAAGCAGUAGAAUCAGAGGUCUUUCGUUGGUGUUAUCUUUAACUCCAUUUCUUUUUGCCUACGAUACCGCAUGUUACCAAACAGCAAUAACCCGCGCUUUACCUUUAAAGAAUCAGUAUUCAUCUUCAAUACCAAUAUCUUUUAAGAGUGUUAUAUCAAAAACACUAACAUCAUUAUUGACAAACAUAAACUGUUCUACACUGACAAGGUUUGUAAAGUUCCGGCUGGUCCAUACAGUCAACACUGUGUUACAAGCUAGUGCAGUGGAUGUUAACUGCCGUGAUGAUUUAGGAAUAACUCCCCUACUGAUGUAUCUACGAACUGGUGGUCGGCAUAUGGCCAAAGUCCUGGUAAAACAUGACGUAGAAGUUAAAAUCAUCUGCGGAGAUCCUUUUGAAAUCUCGACGUUUCAUCUAAUUUCAUAUCAUAAAUUACACUACCUGCAUUACCUCCACGAAUUUUUCCUUGGGAGUGACAAUUGGCAAAAAUAUUUGGUGUCAAAGGAUGCAAUGUUUGACUAUUUCCUGGACAACUAUGAGCAACAAGAUGACCCAAGGAAUGGAACUAGUGAAUCUGUAAGAACCGGAGUUGGGCUAUUAACCAAAGCCAUUUUGUCACAUCCAAAUGGAUCAAAAGUUAUUGACGAAUGCUUCGAUGAAGAGGGCUAUAAUGCUCUCCAAAGAGCCUCUCAAGGCGCUAAUUUUCCUGCCAUCCAGAAAUUUCUCUCAUUGGGUGCAAACCCCUUCUUAGAAACAGCCAAUGGCUUUUCCCCUUUAUGGCUUUCAGUACUACAUGCUGUUAAGUAUAGACCCUUUCUUAACUUUGAAAAACCUUGUAUCAUGACAGCUCUAGAGGUGGAACUGGCUUCACUCUCAGCAUCCACAUUAUUAAAUCACAUUCUAGAAAACAGAAUAUUUGACGUGGGAUGCGAUGCAUCACGCUCUGACCUUACCCUGUAUCACAUCGCAGCUUCUCGAGGAAUGUGGCAAUUUGUCGCACACUUGCUUUCCAGCGAAAAAGUUACCGGAAUUAAUGUAAACUGCCCUAACGAAGACGGCAUAACUCCUCUAUAUUUGGCGACUAUCAUCGGUGGUGACUCAUGUCAGGUACAAAAUUCAUGGUGUAAAGUUGGUAACAUCAUCAAAAGUUAUGGAGGGACUCUUCAAUUUCCCACCAUGGAAGCCGAAUAUUUCCUUAUCUUUAACAUCUUUUUCGGAAUGAACCCCAGUCAUUUAUUUCUCGAGCUCACUGAAGAAGAAAUUCUUGCUCUUAACCAAAACUGUGGACGCGGCGAGUGCCAGGAAUAUCACUCCAGGAAGGCGGACAUUUUCAAAACUUCCGAUGAAGUGGAUAGGGUGCAUAAUAGUUACCAGACCGAAGUUGACAAAUGUUCAAGAUUUAUUGAAGAAUGUCCGCCUGACAUUAAGACGGAACUGUGUCAUUUCUCAGAUGUGAUGCUAAUGUUUGACAAACUAGUGACCUUAAAAUGUGAAUUUUUGCUUAUCCGAAAUUCAUUCAUACGUUUUCUUGACAAAGAGAUAGAAAGACUGAAACAUCUUUUGCAUACUGCAACGCGACCUCAUUUAGAAAUGACAUGCAUACCAGAGCCGCCUCCAGAGGGAACAUUUGACAUGUGUAAUGAAUUCUCGAAACCAGCACUUUCAGUUCAUGACUUGUAUCGUAAUUACAAACAAAAAUUAGAUUUGGUCAUGGAAAACUCGAAUGAAGUAAAAUCUUCCAUGACUUUGAAUGGAAGACUUCCACGUUAUUUGAGAAAAAUGAACUCAGUCCUGAACAGUUACGAUAAAACGUUGAACUGUGACUGGCAAGUAGUUGCCAUCAAGUACAUACAACUGAUCUUUCAAGUUCGUAACUUCAACAUUUGGCAAGAGGCUGUAAGCAGAACUCAAACUGUACCGAGUGUAUCAGAAUUUUUGUCACAAAGAAUGACAGAUGUAAUUCUUCAACCGGCCGAUGAAUCACUACGACUUGUGUUGAAACUUGCUUACAAGAAGUCUUUUGGAACCUUCAAUUAUCUCAGAAUUUUGCGAUUUACAAAGCCACCAUUUUGGAGCGAAACAUUUUCUGGAGUAGGAAACUUCGGGUAA